Camellia sinensis is the source of this 1935-nucleotide messenger RNA. RefSeq names its product DEAD-box ATP-dependent RNA helicase 15. Gene Ontology annotation, molecular function: nucleic acid binding; RNA helicase activity; ATP binding. Lineage: Eukaryota; Viridiplantae; Streptophyta; Magnoliopsida; Ericales; Theaceae. The record is from RefSeq and is a predicted model, not a curated record.
UCAAAUCACGCUAAUCGCACUCCGCACGCCUAGUUUGACCCCAUCACUCUCUCUCACUCUUCUCCCUCUCUGCUCCUCAUCUACCCUAACCCUAGAUCCGUGGGUUUCUCUCUCUAUCCUAUUUUCUCUCUCUUGUUUGCAGUUUUUGUUUUCGCAGACGCCGAAUCUCUCCUAGCUCUCUCUCUCUCUGUGUCUCUCUCUCAUAUUCAAGUUCCUCAAGAGGAUCAGCAUGGGUGAAGUAAGGGACAACGAGGCUUACGAGGAGGAGCUUCUCGACUACGAAGAGGACGACGACAAAGCCCCUGACUCCGUCAAUGGCAAGCCUACUGCCGAAUCCGCCAAAAAGGGCUAUGUUGGAAUUCACAGCUCGGGAUUCAGAGAUUUCCUGUUGAAACCAGAGCUUCUUCGAGCAAUUGUAGAUUCAGGAUUUGAGCAUCCUUCAGAAGUGCAACAUGAGUGUAUACCUCAAGCUAUCUUAGGAAUGGAUGUCAUCUGUCAAGCAAAGUCCGGGAUGGGAAAGACUGCUGUCUUUGUUCUCUCUACUUUGCAGCAGAUUGAACCUGUUGCAGGACAAGUUGCUGCUCUUGUCCUUUGUCAUACAAGAGAAUUGGCUUAUCAGAUCUGCCAUGAAUUUGAGAGGUUCAGUACCUAUUUGCCUGAUAUUAAGGUUGCUGUCUUCUAUGGUGGUGUUAAUAUCAAGGUUCACAAGGAUUUACUGAAGAAUGAAUGCCCUCAUAUUGUUGUUGGGACGCCUGGGAGAAUACUGGCUCUUGCAAGAGAUAAGGAUCUUGGAUUAAAGAAUGUGAGACAUUUUAUCCUUGAUGAGUGUGACAAGAUGCUUGAAUCACUUGACAUGAGGAGAGAUGUGCAGGAAAUCUUUAAGAUGACCCCUCAUGAUAAACAAGUGAUGAUGUUUUCAGCUACACUCAGCAAGGAUAUUCGCCCGGUGUGCAAGAAGUUUAUGCAAGAUCCAAUGGAAAUUUAUGUGGAUGAUGAGGCCAAAUUGACUCUUCAUGGUCUUGUACAGCAUUACAUUAAAUUGAGUGAGCUUGAGAAAAACCGCAAGCUGAAUGACCUCCUUGAUGCACUGGACUUCAACCAAGUGGUUAUUUUUGUCAAAAGUGUCAGCAGGGCAGCUGAGCUGAACAAGUUGCUUGUAGAGUGCAACUUUCCUUCUAUCUGCAUCCAUUCUGGAAUGUCUCAGGAAGAAAGGUUGACACGCUACAAAGGUUUCAAGGAGGGGCAUAAAAGAAUACUUGUGGCCACUGAUUUAGUUGGAAGAGGAAUUGACAUUGAGCGUGUCAAUAUUGUUAUCAACUAUGACAUGCCUGAUUCUGCUGACACCUAUCUGCACCGCGUUGGCAGAGCUGGUAGGUUUGGCACCAAAGGGCUCGCAAUUACGUUUGUCUCUUCUGCAUCUGACUCUGAUGUUCUCAAUCAGGUUCAGGAAAGGUUUGAGGUGGAUAUUAAGGAACUUCCUGAGCAAAUUGAUACUUCUACAUACAUGCCAUCCUGAUGGACAUCCUUUUUGGCUGAUGUGGAAGCGUAUGUAAUUUAAUUCAAGCAUGAUUGGAAGUUCGAGUAGAAUGGACAUGAAACUUUCUGGGGGUUGUCUAGAUGUAGAAUAUUAAACUCGGCUUUGGGGCUAGGGGUACGGAUGUUAUCUUUCAUUUCUCAUCUAUGUAGCACUUUUGAUUAUUGAAUUUUUAGAUUGGAAGCUGUUAUAGGGAUUGGGAAUUAGGCCUAGCUGAAUUUAUUCAUGUGAUGGCAUGCCACCUGGUCCGAAGUUUUACUUGCGUUUCCCAGAAUAUUUAAUUCUAGUUCUCUAUGUCCCUAUCAAUUUUACCUUUUUUAUUUUUUACUUCUAUUUUUGGUCUGUUAUUUUUGUCGGCCUUAAAUCUUUUGAAGUAGUGCUUUUGAUAUAGAUUUGCACAA